UGCCAAGGCGGAGAGAUGAGGACACCGCAGCACAGAAAUGCGCACAGCUCCGUGCCAGACUCGGCGAUACCCUCACCUCCCGACACUCCUGGCCCGUCUCCCAACGCAAUGGGUUAGAGGGGAACAUGGCACACUUUGACACACUUUGCAUGUCACGGGAAAUGCCCUGCGUUGUCGGGAGAUCUGCGCUGCCGAGCGGCUGAAUUGAGAGCACAAUAACACAGAGACCUGACAUAGCGGGACCUGAUUCCAGUCAUUUCUAUCCCACUUCCUCUCCCACUUUGGUUUUGAGAGAUGAUCACUGAGCUGGUGUGCACCGCCGUGGCUGUGGGUCUCUAUCUGAACACGCUGGAGGCAGAUUUCUGCUACGAUGACAGCCGAGCCAUCAAGACCAACCAGGACCUUCUUCCUGAGACUCCGUGGACCAACAUCCUGUACGAUGACUUCUGGGGCACCCUGCUCACUCACAGCGGCAGCCACAAGUCCUUCCGUCCGCUCUGCACCCUCUCCUUCCGCCUCAACUACACCUUGCAUGGCCUGUGUCCCUGGGGCUACCACCUGCUGAACGUGUUGCUGCACGCGCUGGUCACUGCCCUCUUCACAGCCUUUAGUCGCCCGCUUCUCGGUGGAGGACUGUGGAGCCUGCUGGCUGGCCUUAUCUUUGCCUCUCAUCCGGUGCACACUGAAGCAGUCGCCGGUGUGGUCGGGAGAGCGGACGUUGGCGCAGCGUUGUUUUUUUUGCUGUCUCUCCUCUGCUAUAUGAGACACUGUGGACUUCGUAGGGACCCACGUGGGACUUUUCAGACCAGGCAAUGUGGCAGCAGCUCAUUCGCCUUGUGCUGGGGCUGGAUGCUGGGCAGCCUGUGGUGUGCAGCAGCCAGUAUGCUGUGGAAGGAGCAGGGGGUGACGGUGCUGGCCGUGUCGGCUGUGUACGACCUCUUCGUGUUCCAGAGACUCCGGUUUCGCCAGGCACUUCUCCUCUUGCUAGGAAAGAAAAAGAACAUUAGUGUUUUGCUGAGUCUCGGUGUGCUGGCUUCCUGGGGAGUGAUUCUGCUGUCAGCUCGCCUCUACUGGAUGGGCAAUAAGCCUCCCAACUUCUCCAACUCUGACAACCCUGCAGCUGACUCGCCACAUUUUCUCACUCGAACGCUAACUUUCCUCCACCUGCCCGCCGCCAACGCCUGGCUCCUACUCUGCCCCGACAAGCUCAGUUUCGAUUGGUCCAUGGACGCUGUGCCCUUGGUGAGGUCUUUGGCCGACUGGAGGAACCUUCACACUGUUGCCUUUUAUGGUGGAUUUGUCCUCCUGGCUUUGUUUGGCCUUCGUAGCCCCACCUCGAAAGCCAAGGAGACCAUUAUGAAAGCCUAUGUCACUAAUGGGAAAUCAAUCACUAAUGGGAAUGGUUACCAUGCCCCUGACACAAACCAUAACACAGACCACGGGCCACCAAAGACAGCACUGAAUGGGUCAGCAGGAAUCCACCACUGUCCUCCACGGACGUCCCUUCCUCCUACAGAAAACCUAAUACUAUUUUCAUUAGGCAUCAUGUCAUUGCCUUUCAUCCCAGCCACAAACCUAUUCUUUUAUGUAGGUUUUGUAAUUGCCGAGAGGGUACUAUACAUCCCCAGUAUAGGCUUUAGUUUACUGGUUGCUACCGGUGCAAGAACCUUGUAUGUCAGACUGAGGACUAGAGGCUGGAAGGCCUUACUAUUGUGUCUCUGUACGGGACUAGUGCUGCUGAAUGGAGUCAGAACUGUUCAAAGAAACAGGGACUGGAGCAAUGAGGAGAAUCUCUACAAGUCUGGGAUUAGUGUGAAUCCUGCUAAAGCCUGGGGAAACUUGGGGAACGUACUGAAGAACCAGGGUAAGAUGGCGGAGGCGGAGAAGGCAUACAGAAACGCUCUGCACCACCGAGGGAACAUGGCUGACAUGCUGUAUAACCUUGGCUUGCUGCUGCAGGAGAAUGAACGUUUUUCAGAAGCGCUGCAUUAUUACAAACUGGCCAUUGGGAGUCGGCCAACACUGGCAUCGGCCUACUUGAACACAGGAAUCAUACUGAUGAACCAGGGCAACCUGGAGGAGGCCAAACGCACCUUUCUGACGUGUGCCGACAUUCCAGAUGAGAACUUGAAGGACCCCCAUGCCCACAAGAGCUCCGUCACAAGCUGCCUGUACAACCUGGGAAAACUGCUCCAUGAGCAGGGCCUGCAGGAGGAGGCCCUGUCUAUUUAUAGGGAAGCGGUGCAGAAAAUGCCCAGACAUUUUGCACCACACAGCCUUUUCAACAUGAUGGGAGAGGCCUACAUGAGGCUGAACCGGCUGGAGGAAGCAGGCCACUGGUACAAAGAGUCCCUCAGGGCCAAGCCUGACCAUAUCCCUGCCCACCUCACUUAUGGCAAACUCCUGUCCAUCAUUGGGCAGAAGACAGAAGCAGAGAAGUACUAUCUGAGAGCUAUUCAACUAGACCCGAGAAAAGGAAACUGCUACAUGCACUAUGGUCAGUUUCUUCUGGAGCAGUCUCGUCUUGGCGAGGCGGCGGAGAUGGCGGAGAGAGCUGCGGAGUUGGACAGCACAGAGUUUGAUGUGGUCUUCAGUGCAGCUCACAUGCUCAGACAGGCCAGUCUAAAUGAAGCAGCAGAGAGGCAGUAUAAGCGUGCAGCCAGCCUCAGACCAGAUUAUCCAGCUGCUCUGAUGAACCUCGGUGCCAUCCUCCACCUGAAUGGGAAACUUCCCGAGGCAGAGGCCAACUACCUGCGUGCAUUACAGCUCAAACCUGAUGAUGUCAUUACCCAGUCCAACCUGCGCAAACUGUGGAACAUCAUGGAGAGGCAGGGACUCAGGAUUAGGCAUGGGCUUGGGAUGCAGAAGAGCGACCUUUGAACUGAGAGAAUUGCUGCACUCCCUUCCCUUAAUGAUGAUGUAGUGUCCUCCGGAGAAUGAAGCAGGACAGGAUAUGAAAGAGCUGGAGGCUAAAAGCUCCUCCUACGAGACAGGAAAGUCAAAUUCUGUAGAGCUGUGUCCUGUGAUGCUUGUGAAAGACAGUUUGAUGCUUGGCAUGUUUGGGAUUCAAGUGUGAGUUCUGUGCGAUGUGUCACCACCAGUGCUGUAUGGUGGCUCAAACAGCUAAGAGUCACAUUUUAUUUUUCACUUAAUAAGUUUUCACUUAAGUUUUAAGUAAUGCUCAGUUGUUAAAUGAUGCACUGAAGUCAAAGGCAAAAAACUGCAAAGUCCAAAAGAGAAAGUUUUGAGAUCAAUAAAAAAUUGGUAUAUUUUAAAGCACUUAAUUUGAAUGAGGAUGUAGCAAAAGUAUUUAAAUAAUUUCUGCAGAAUGGGUUUUAAAGUUGUCAGCGCUAAUGGGAGAAUGACACAUUUCAGCUGGUUUGUGUUGGAGGGGAACUCCUCACACACUACGUUUGUGGGUGGAAAAAAAGUUACAUAAAGUCUUCCUGCAGAGGGCGUCUGAGUUGCCUCAAGUGAUGUCACUUGAGUUGGGGUCAGAUGAGUCUUAAAACUUUAAGUUUGAAAAUGAAAAUCUGGGGGUGUGAAGUUAGACUAGCGGUUUGAGGCUACAUUAGCUGCUAUUCAUAUAACACGCCUGCAUCUCUGACAGAAAUGUCUGUAGUAGAGUUGCAUUGUGGGUAAUGUAGGUACCAGGUUUUGACAAGGAAGAAGAAUGCACAGAAUAAAACAAGACAAUGGCCCUAUUCAAAACGGUCUACUAUACUAUUAGUAUGUACUGAUUUGACCUAAAUGUAGUACUGAGUAUGUAAACAAAAGUAAAAUCUGGAAUAUGCCAAAAAUACCCGGAUACUGAUUCGGAAAAAAUCUCCAGAAUGCAUCGGACCAGUCUACCUUGCAUUCUGUGUCCCAUAAUUCAAAGUGCUAGAACGGUCACAACAGCAACUUUUUUAAAAAUGUGAUCUUUAUUUAAUCAGGCAGUCUCAACAACUGGUCAUUGUUGAAAAGGCAAACACUCAGUAGUGGACAAGGAGGAAUAUAACUGCUCUGUCCCUAAUAACAAAAAUAUCCCUCAGUGUUGGAUUAAAGUUAUGUAUGUCAUGUUGUUUUAUAAGUGGUACUCAUAACAUUUUAAUUAACAUUUACUUAUUUAUAUUCCUCCUAUUGUUUACAUGUUUGCCAAAACCGGCAAUCUGCAAAGCCUAGCGUACUGCAAAAUAAGUCGAAUAAACAGUUUUAUACUGCAUACUACUAUGAAACCCAUAUAGUAUGACAUACUGCACACUGCGGUUACGAAUACAGCCAAUAUCUCUGAUUCUGCUGCAUCGUUUUUGAUCUUUUUCUUUUUUACUCUUAACACAAUAAAUGCGUAACAUUAAAAGCAUGCCAGUGCAAAGACAUCUUGAGGUACCACCCUCUAAUACAGCGCUGUAUAGUAAAAUGCUCCAACCAAUUAAAAAAGAACAGGUAAAAGCAUAACGCAUAGCUAGUCACAUUCUGUGGUCAGAGUAACUGAAGAUUGUUUGCACCUGGUGCAUUUUAAAUGCUCAUGACUGUAAAACUGAUCAUGAGAAAACUUGUCAGCGGUGCCAAAGCGUGUAGUAGGUCUUUACGCCUCUUGUGCCAAGCAAGAACUGAUCUCACUUGUGUGUUGUGUUCCUUGUGUCAAAUGAAGGUGUUUCACUUCAUGUGAUCAAAUGAUCAAACUUAAUUUAUUAAUAAAUGUUUUUAUGUGAAACCAACACUGUGCCAUCACUGUCACAGUAGCCCACCCUCUGAUUUCUCCACAUAGAUAGGCUACAUGACAAUUACAUUAAAAAUGUUUUUUUUUAUAUAUAUAUGUGUGUAUAUAUAUGUUUUUCUCUCUGCUCAGGGACAUCUGGUUGUGAUUACUGUCGCAGAAUGAGUUUGACACAGAGAGAGCUUCUUAAAAUGAUGUUAGAUGUUUUUGAUGAUUGUAAUGUUUAGUUAAAUUAUAGAAAAUGUGUAGCAGAUAAUGUGUUGUGUUUUGUAAAGAAAAGUGAACCUUUUUCCAUAAUAAAAACAUGACUCUUGCUCUCA
Micropterus salmoides (largemouth bass) is the source of this 5019-nucleotide messenger RNA. Its product is annotated as protein O-mannosyl-transferase TMTC2-like. The record is from RefSeq and is a predicted model, not a curated record. The transcript is spliced from 12 exons. Bases 295 to 2880 code for a protein of 861 amino acids. Gene Ontology annotation, biological process: protein O-linked glycosylation via mannose. Gene Ontology annotation, molecular function: protein binding; mannosyltransferase activity. NCBI's taxonomy places the organism in Eukaryota, Metazoa, Chordata, Actinopteri, Centrarchiformes, Centrarchidae. Gene Ontology annotation, cellular component: endoplasmic reticulum membrane.